Messenger RNA from Orcinus orca (killer whale), 6153 nucleotides. RefSeq names its product semaphorin 3B (gene SEMA3B). The coding region runs from base 3832 to 5739 and encodes 635 amino acids. Lineage: Eukaryota; Metazoa; Chordata; Mammalia; Artiodactyla; Delphinidae. Gene Ontology annotation, molecular function: chemorepellent activity; semaphorin receptor binding. Gene Ontology annotation, biological process: negative chemotaxis; axon guidance; negative regulation of axon extension involved in axon guidance. The transcript has 15 exons. The record is from RefSeq and is a predicted model, not a curated record.
AAGCAGUGGGGGCAAGUAGGGGGUACCGUGCAGUUGGGUAGGGACCUCAAAGGCACUUGCUGAUCUUGGCUGCUUGGGUGGAAAAUUGUAAACAGCCAAAGAAUUUUGUUUGCUUGCAUGAGGCCAGGGGACGCUGCCCAGGUCCAAGGCAAAAGAGCCUGGGAGGAGGGAGAGGCCACAUCCUGGAAGCCCAGGAGCUUAGGCAGGGUUAUGUCACCCCCGCUCCCCCUCCUGAAGGCCCCUGGUCCUCCCACUAACCCCCACCCUUCACCUGCCCACCAGCCAGCCAGGCUGGGCCAGAAACACCAGGCCUGAGGUUCAGGAAAGAGGGGCAUGGCCCCACCCUGGAUGGACACAGACACUUCUACUCCAGGGACUCGGCAGGAGAUGGGCAGCAGAACCAUGCACACUUGAAGUGCCCACGUGGCCUCCCUCACAGACCCCUGAGGAGCUGCUGAUAGCCUUGGGGAGGAUGCAGCAGGAUGCAUUUUGGGGGGAUUGAGGGGUGGAAGCCCACCCUCAAGCCCUGGUAUGUUCACCCAGGUGGACCUGAGGGCCCCCCUUGACCAUUGUCAACAUUCAACCCCUCCAAGGAAGUAGCCCUGGCAGUACAAACAGGGUGUGUCCACCAGACUCACCUUUAGGCCAAGACCCCAGACCCUUCCCAACUGAGGCGCUGAGGGGUAGGAGCUCCAUCCUAUCCUUGAAGCCCCCUUGGGUACCUCACUCUGUGUUCGGUGGGGCAGUUCCUCCCACCUUCAACCUUGGAAGAAAGACUGAAGUUCAUGGAGAUGGCAUAGAAUGCCCCUCACCUCCCAGCAGAGACAUGGGACCACCGGUCAUGACGGGGCUCUGGAUGGUCCCACACCCUGCAGUGCAGAAGUGAGACUUGCCGCCUGCCUCCCUGCCCUGCCUGCCCCUCUGGCUCUCUUCUCCCGCCCCAGACUGGCUGUCAUCAAAGCCACUGCCAGCCAGGUGGCAGAAGUACUAAGUGGCCCAAGCCCUAAGGAAGGACUGGGGCAGGGUCUUGGGGGCCCAUCAAACCUCCACUUGAGAACCCCCGCUCCGACCUCUGACCCUGACCGGCCCUUCCCAGCUGGCUCCUGGGGACUGAGAUGGCAGCUGAGCCCCUCAUUACCCACCUCCAGCUCCCCAGCUAUGGAGGGACAAGUGAAGAAACGAGUCCCUGGGGGUGCCCCAUCUGACCAAUCCCUCUGCCAGAGCUGCCUGGGGCUAGGGGGUCUCUAUUGCUUUUUCCUUAUUUGCCUUGACUGCCGGCCUCAGUUCCAGGACCACUGCGUGGGGCAUCCUGUUGCUCUGAAGCCCUACGGGGGGAGGGGUCGGCCCUACCCGCCCCUCCCUUGUGCCCGCUCCGCUCUGGCCACCAACUCCAGCCGGUCCGGCUGCCUGCCCAGUCACCCGAUCCGCCCCGUAAACUUGACGGCGGGGCGCGGCUGGCUUGGUGGGGGCGGGGGCUUCUCCUUAAAGGAGCCGUCAGAGGGUGCCCUAGGGCCCCUCGGCUUCUCCCCUUCUGCAGGGUGAGAAGGGGCCAGGGUGAGGAGCCGCUGAUGCCGGAGCUCUCGGUGGAGUGUGGGAAGGCAACCUGGUGUUUUGUGACGUCGCAGACCUCACGGGCCCAGAAGAGGCAGCGGCAAGUGUCAGUGGAAGGAAGGAGGGAGGUGGGAGUCCUAGGGUGGGAGGGGUCUGGAAGCGGCAGAGCUAGGCGGGGGUUUGGGGAGAGCCGUCUGGAACGUGCCCCGGCAGCUGUGCCCCUUGCUUGAAUGCACCCCAGGACCUAGCCCCACGCCAGGGCUACUGUGCCCGGCACCUGCCCAGCCAACUUCUGGGAGAGAGGGUGGACAUAGCAGCCAGAGCCUGACCCCAUCUGAGAGGUCCAGGGAAGGGCUCUGGCUCAGAGAAGUGGAGGGUCUCAAAGAUGGGGAAACCCUGAGGGCGAAGACGGGAUGGAGAGGCUCAGGGAGACUCUGGAGGCUGGAGAGGGAAGGGCAGCUCACCCGAGCUGGGGGUGAGAAUCUGCUUUAGGCCCUUGGCUCUCCCCACUUGAUUCCUCUUGGGUCUGAAGUCUGAGCUCACAGAAUUUCUGUGUGUGACCAGCCCCUCCCACCCUCUGGGGUGGGGAGAGAGAGGUCAAGCAAAAAGCUGGGGCUGCUGGAUCCAAGUAGGAGCAGCUCCCAAAUCAGAAACUGAGGCGUCUGCCCAGCCCUGGGUCUCCCGGCUGCACUUAUCCCUCUGAGAAGUGGGUUUCCGGAGUGUUUCAGAGUUGAAGGCAGUGAUUGACGUUGCAGUUAUAAUAUUUGCUCACCUGCAUGUCCAGAGAGACUCACACACUUGUGCACAAACACAUACACACAUGUGCAACACAAACACGUAUGUACUUACAAAGUGUACAACCCCCAGACAUGUACACACUGUGUAGACAUGCAUACAAUGCCGUGUGUGCACACAUGCCUGCCACACCUACAUGUGUAAUACAACACACAUGCCACAUGGUUUCACAUAGAUAUGUACACAUAUGCCUGCAUACACACUACACACACACAUACUCACUACAGAAUACAGAUACACAAAGGGAUCCUUAGAAGCACAUUCACGCUCACAGACGCCCACACCAUUGGCGCCAGCUCCAAAUGUGCUUCUGUUCCUCUGUGGGCCCGUGGGUGCACAGCUACCUCCAGAGGCCUGACCCCCCUCCUGUUACCGGCACACCCAUGACUGUCUUGUUUUGCUCAUUGCACUUGGCACCACUGCAAUGACUGCACCUAUCUGAGUCCUUGUUGGUACUCUGCCCCCUCCUGCAGGAGCACCUUGUCUGUGUGCCCCACUGCCCCCAGCCCCAGUCCCAGGCUGGCAUGACGUAGGCAUGCAGAGUUUGUGAAUUAAUGCCUGUGGGUGUGUGUACAUGAGGGCGGGUUACUGGGGAGGGUGACGUGGUGGGGCAGGCGCCUGCCAGUAUGGGGUUGACCCCGAUGGUGUGCCCAGCGUGGGUGUGUCUGUGAUUGUGGCCAGGCAGGGCACCCUCCAAGGGAGAGGAGGACUUGCAAGUGGAAUGCGACCCCCCAGCCUCUUUCCCCUAGGGGCUGUAAUCUGAUCCCUGGGGACUCCCCCCAGCCUCCCUCCCUAGCUCUCGCUGCAGCUCCUUCUCUUCCAGAUCCGGGGCAGAGUCCAGGGUGGCUCAAGGCUCCUCCACACACGCCCGCUGAACCCUGAGCUCCCUGAGCUGCAGGGAUGGGGCGGGCUGAGGCCGCCGCCAUGAUCCCAGGCCUGGCUCUGCUCUGGGUGGCAGUGCUGGGGGGUGCUGCCCCCAGCACGCCACGCCUUCGCCUCUCCUUCCAAGCUGGCCUGGCCGGCCCCUGUGGAAUGGCGAGAGGAGUGCAACUGGGCAGGGAAGGACAUUGGCGUGAGUGUUGGCUGCCUGGGUGGGAGUGGGGAGGGUCAGCCCCUCACUCUAGAGAUGGGCAGUGCUAAAACAGAAGCCUGCCUGUUCUGGCUAUGAUGGGGGCAGGAGGGUUGAGGUGGCUGAAGUCCAGAGGUAGUGAGUCAGGGUGGGGGCUAUGUGAUUCUUCUUGGAGGCCUCUGCGUCAUGGGGGGCAAUGCAGGCAUGCUUCCCAAUGAACCCAUUCUGGUGAGAGGUGAGCCGGGCUGGUCACCAAGGGCACCUGAGCCCCUAGAGCCCAUGUUAGUACUUGCCUGGGCUAAUGCAGAAAAGAAGGGGUGGGAGUGCCACUGGUGAGCUGGGAGCCCUUAAGGCCACCUCCCUGGCGGAGGCCUCAUUGUUCCUGCCCCUGCCCACGUGCGCGCUAGACUGAGUGCAUGAACUUCGUGAAGUUGCUGCAUGCCUACAACCGCACCCACUUGCUGGCCUGUGGCACAGGGGCCUUCCACCCAACCUGUGCAUUUGUGGAGGUGGGCCAGCGGCUGGAGGAGCCCAUGCUCCGGCUGGACCUUCGAAGGCUAGAGGAUGGCAAGGGCAAGAGUCCUUAUGACCCCAGGCAUCGGGCUGCCUCCGUGCUGGUGGGGGAAGAGCUGUACUCGGGAGUAGCCGCAGACCUCAUGGGCCGGGACUUUACCAUCUUCCGCAGCUUGGGUCAUCGUUCAAGUCUCCGAACGGAACCACACGAUUCCCGCUGGCUCAACGAGCCCAAGUUCGUCAAGGUCUUUUGGAUCCCGGAGAGUGAGAACCCGGACGACGACAAGAUCUACUUCUUCUUCCGUGAGUCGGCAGUGGAGGCCACGCCGGCCCUGGGACGCCUGUCUGUGUCCCGCGUUGGCCAGAUCUGCAGGAACGACGUGGGUGGCCAGCGCAGCCUGGUCAACAAGUGGACUACGUUCCUGAAGGCGCGGCUGGUGUGCUCAGUGCCCGGUGCUGAGGGCGAUACGAACUUUGACCAGCUGCAGGACGUGUUCCUGCUGUCCUCGCGGGAUCGCUGGACCCCGCUGCUCUAUGCUGUCUUCUCCACGACCAGCAGCAUCUUCCAGGGCUCCGCAGUGUGCGUGUACAGCAUGAAUGAUGUGCGCCGGGCUUUCCUGGGACCCUUUGCACACAAGGAGGGGCCCGUGCACCAGUGGGUGUCCUACCAGGGCCGUGUCCCCUACCCCCGACCUGGCAUGUGCCCCAGCAAGACCUUUGGCACCUUCAGUUCCACCAAGGACUUUCCUGAUGAUGUCAUCCAGUUUGCCCGGAACCACCCGCUCAUGUACAAUUCGGUCCUGCCCAUGGGGGGGCGCCCCCUCUUCCAACAAGUGGGUGCCGGGUACACCUUCACCCAGAUCACUGCGGACCGUGUAGCAGCUGUUGACGGAUACUACGACGUCCUCUUCAUUGGCACAGAUGCUGGCACGGUGCUGAAGGUGAUCUCCGUCCCCAAGGGUGGCCGGCCUAAUGCUGAGGGGCUGCUCCUGGAGGAGCUGCACAUGUUUGAGGACUCAGCUGCUGUCACCAGCAUGCAAAUCUCCUCCAAGAGGCACCAACUGUACGUAGCCUCUCGGAGCGGGGUGGCCCAGAUCCCGUUGCACCGCUGCGCUGCCCACGGCCGCGCCUGUGCCGAAUGCUGUUUGGCACGUGACCCUUACUGCGCCUGGGAUGGGGCCGCGUGCACGCGCUUCCAGCCCAGUGCCAAGAGGAGGUUCCGACGGCAGGAUGUAAAGAACGGUGACCCCAGCACACUGUGCACCGGGGACUCAUCCCAUCCUGCGCUGCUGGAGCGGAAGGUGUUCGGUGUGGAGGGAGGUAGCGCCUUCCUGGAGUGUGAGCCCCGCUCGCUGCAGGCGCGCGUGGAGUGGACCUUCCAGCGCGCGGGGGAGGCGGCCUACACUCAGGUGCCCGCAGAGGAGCGAGCCGAACGCACGAUGCGGGGCCUGCUGCUUCGCUGGUUGCGGCGUGGGGACUCAGGCGUGUACCUGUGCGCAGCCGUGGAGCAGGGCUUUUCGCAGCCAAUGCGUCGCCUGGCGCUGCACGUGCUGAGUGCUGCGCAGGCUGAAAGGCUGGCCCGGACCGAGGAUGCUGCGCCCGUUGCGCCGACGGGCCCCAAGCUCUGGUACCGGGACUUCCUGCAGCUGGUGGAGCCGGGCGGCGGUGGUACGAACUCCCUGCGAAUGUGUCGUCCGCAGCCCGCGCCGCGCCCACCGCCUCCCGAGUCGCGGAGGAAGGGCCGCAACCGGAGGACACACGCCCCAGAACUGCGUGCUGAGCGGGGGCCGCGCAGCGCAGCGCACUGGUGACUCGGCCGUCCCCACACUGGGGACUGGGGAGGUGGCAGCAGCAGAGAGAGGGGGUGGUCAGACCCUGGGAAGCAGCUAGGGCCCCGGCACACAGCGGUUCCUGGUGGAGGGAAGACACCGACCCGACAGGCCCUGGCCAACAGGCAGCCAUGCCGGCUUAUUUAUUAACAGAGAAUAAUCCUUGAAUGCAACCCCGAUAGGGGCGGCCCAGGCUGCGCACAGGGUCCAGCUGGUCAGGAGGAGGCAGAGAAGCAGGGUCCCCGAGCAACGACCUGGGUGGGGGAGGUGCCCAGAAUGCCCACCCUGGGGGAAGGGCCACCUCUUUGGGCAGUGAGCAGAAAGCUGUGAACAGGCUGGGGUGGGGGUGGGGGUGGGGCAGGCCGACUGUACUAAUGCAAUAAACAUGUUAUCAGC